GAUACCAUACUUGCAGAACUUCUUCAGAUACAUAAAGAACACAUUGUAGGAUAUCAUGAACAUGAUUCUCUUCUGGACCAUAAAGAGGAAGAAGAAUUGACUGAAGAAGAAAGGAAAGCAGCUUGGGCUGAAUAUGAAGCCGAAAAGAAGGGACUGACCAUGCGUUUCAACAUACCAACCGGGACCAAUUUACCCCCUGUCACUUUCAACUCUCAGACUCCUUAUAUUCCUUUCAAUUUGGGAGCCCUGUCAGCAAUGAGUAAUCAACAGCUGGAGGACCUUAUUAAUCAAGGAAGAGAAAAAGUUGUGGAAGCAACAAACAGUGUAACAGCAGUGAGGAUUCAGCCUCUUGAAGAUAUAAUUUCAGCUGUAUGGAAGGAGAACAUGAAUCUCUCAGAGGCCCAAGUACAGGCACUAGCAUUAAGUAGACAAGCCAGCCAGGAGCUUGAUGUUAAACGAAGAGAAGCAAUCUACAACGACGUGUUGACAAAACAACAGAUGUUAAUCAGCUGUGUUCAGCGAAUACUUAUGAACAGAAGGCUGCAACAGCAGUACAAUCAGCAGCAGCAACAACAAAUGACUUAUCAACAAGCAACACUGGGUCACCUCAUGAUGCCAAAGCCUCCAAAUUUAAUCAUGAAUCCUUCUAACUACCAGCAGAUUGAUAUGAGAGGAAUGUAUCAGUCAGUGGCUGGUGGUAUGCAGCCGCCACCAUUACAGCGUGCACCACCCCCGAUGAGAAGCAAAAAUCCAGGACCUUCCCAGGGGAAACCGAUGUGAUUUUGCACUAAAAGAUUAAAGGAUUGUUAAAAUCAUAGAAAGAUCUUUUAUUUUUUUAGGAAUCAAUAACUUAACAGAACUCAACUGUAUAAAUAGUUUGGUCCCCUUAAAUGCCAAUCUUACAUAUUAGUUUUAAAUUUUUUUAAAUAGGGCGUACCAUUUCUCCCUGACAUUUGUCAGUGAUAUUGCCUAGAAUCUUCUUACACACAUUGAGUACAGAAGAUAGUUCAAAUUGUUUUCAGUGAAAACAAGUCCUUCCAUACAGUAACAGCUCCACAGAUUUCCUCUCUAAAUUUUUAUGCCAGCUUUUAGCAACCAUAAAAUUGUCAUAAAAUUAGUGAAUUUAGAAAAGAAUAAAGAUUUCUAUAUUCAUUCUUUCCAUAUAAAAUCACACAGCUGAGUUCUUAGAGUUGAUUCCUCAAUUAUGAAAUACUUUUAUACUCAACCCAUUUCUUGAUUAGAGUGACUGAAAUGGUCUUAAUGUUCUUUUGACUGAAGUCUGAAACUGGGAUCCUGCUAUAUCAUGUCUGUGAUUGAAAGUUAGAAGCUAAGGGUUAUCUUGGACACAGAAUCGUGUGCAAUAUUCUUAAAUACUACUACUCAAAGUCAGAGGGUCUUGCAGUUAUCUUAGCAUUGUAUAAACAGCCUUAAGUACAGCCUAAGAAGAGAACUCCUUUUUCUUCUUUAGUCUUUCUGCCAUUUUUUUUAUUUUCAGUUCUAUGUGCUGAAAUAAUUACUGGUAAAAUUUCAGGGUCAUGGAUUAUCUUCCACACAUGAAUUUCUUUCUCCUGGCACUAAUAUAAAGCACAUCUCUUAACUGCAUGGUGCCAGUGCUAGUGCUUCAUCCUGUUGCUGGCAGUGGGAUGUGGAAUAGAAAAUCAAGUUCUAGCGUUUUAAAAAUGGAGGUUAACACUGAAGAUGUGGUUGUUAGGUUCACGCCCUGUUUUUUUUUUUUUUUUUCAGCAACAUCAAAAUGGCAGAAUCAUCUCUGACUUUUAAGUUCACAUGAGGAAUGUGCUUUAACAAUUCCCAGGACUGUCAGUAUUGCGAAAUAAUUCCUCUUAAAGAUAAGGUUCACUGGCUUCUAUGCUUUUUUUUUCUCUCUCAUCACCAUGUUCCUUUCUCCAAUUUCCUUACAUUUUUCUUAAGUGGUUUUAAACUUUAUUAUUUUUUUCAGUUUAGAUCUGUGAGGUGAUUUUCUCCUCCAAACUAAUUCAUCUAACGUCCUUUUAUGAGGUUUUGCUAGAAGAAAAUCAUUACAUUUCUUUUUCUACAUCCAGGUUUGUAAAAAUGACCUCUAAGUUUAUUCAUGUUCAAUUUGGUUGCUUGAGUUUCUUAAAGAAAAAGAUUGUUUUUAACUAUAGGAGUCAACAUGGCAAAACCAUUUUUGAGAUGGUGAUGUAACAGGUAGUAAAAACAGCUGAAGAAUCAUGGAAUAAAGAAAGCUGAUUGGAGGAUUGCUCUAAGUAUCACUGGAUUUUGAUGAAGUUAACAUUAGCUAAACUUGUUUUGAGUUGUUUGGAUAAUAAAGAGAAAGAGAUUUCCAUUUUUAUCUUGGAAGAACUAGUGGUAAAACAUGCAAGAGCACUAGGUUUAUGAUAUAGAAUUUGUGAGGUUUGAUAGGUCCAUCCCCCACCUUCCUAUGGUAAAAUACCGCUAACAAAUUCCAUAUAAUGGGAUAGCAGGCCAGCCGUAGAGUCAAAUUUAUUUAAUUGGGGUGGAGGAGGGCAGAUUUGUGUUUACUUUAGAAGAAGUAAAAAAGACAAGAUUUAUGAGAGAAAUAUUUGAAGGCAGUAUGCUCUGGCCAACUAUUUAUCAGUUGAUAUUUCUACAAGUCCAGAAUAUUUUAAACCUGAUUUACUAGACCUGGGAAUUUUCAGCAUGGUCUUAUUACUCAAGUAUACAGAUGUAAAAAUUUUAGACAGCCUUCUAAACCUUCUUCACCGUGGAUGAAACUAUGACUUAAAGAAUAAUGCUUAGAAGGAUUAAUUGGGAAUCAGAGUUUGAAAUAAAAACUUGGACCACUUUGCAUACACUAUUCUCACUUGACAUUUUAGCUACAUAAUAUGUACUUUGAGUAUAACAUCAAGUUUUAACAAAUAUCUAAAGACAAAAAAAUCACAUCAAUAAAGUACUACAAAGCUCAUUUUUAUAUUUGUUUUAGAUGUUUUAAAUAGUUGCAAUGGCUUAAAAAUGACGAUUUAAAAUGUUGCUUGUAAGACAGUUUUGCCUGCUAAAUUCUCCACAUUUUGUAACCUGUUUUCUUUCUUUGGGUGUAAAGCGUUUUUGCUUAGUAUUGUGAUACUGUAUAUGUUUUGUCCCACUGUAUAGUAAUGUUUUCAGUCCAUCAUCCAAGUUUGGCUGCCUGAAUCAUACAGCGUGAAGAACUGCCUUUGUUAGUUAGACUGCUUUUCAGUUUGUUCGAGUAUCUUAAGUACUGUAGAAAAGAUGUCACUUCCUUCCUUAAAGGCUUUUUUGGUAAUAUAUAUAAGGACUGGAAUUGUUGGUUUUUUAAAGAAAAAGCUCAGUAUGAACAAUAAAUACUAUCUGUGUUUUCACUUCAAGUGCUUUUUAGUAGUUGAAACUUAAACUAUUUAAUGUCAUUUAAUAAAGUGACCAAAAUGUGUUGUGCUCUUUAUUGCAUUUUCACAGCUUUGAAAAUCUGUGCACAUAUUGUUUCAUAAGAAAAUUAUAGCUUUUGAUGUCCUGUUUAAAUGGUGGUUCUUUUUUGCAACAUUGAGUUAUUUAAUAUUAAGGAAUCAAGAAGUUGAAUUUUUGAAUCUGUUAUAUACUAAAUUCUGUAAAAGGAGAUCUCUAACCUCAAAAAGAAUUUACAUACUGGGAAGCCUGUGUGUGUUUGUGUUAGUUUUGGUUGUCUCUGUGUAAUUCAACACCAUUUUCUGCUUCCUAACAGCUGUAUGUAUCAUUCAUUUAAGUCAAACAGGGCUACCAUCUCAUCCAGAACUCAUAGCAUAGUAGGUAGAUGGAAACCAUAUUACCUGGCAUCUCAAAGAGCUGAAUGAAUUGUGUUAUGGACUUCCCUUAGCUCCACCCAUUUUCUGUGCCUCUUUUCAUAUAAAGUCGGAUCCUUGUGUGCUCCAGACAAAACUUUAAAAGCAGUUCCUCACCUAUCCUAGUGUCUGUUGUUUCUUUGGAGGGUGGCAUGUUGCAAUGCUGUAGAUAAAAUAAGUAUCUACAGUUUUAAAAUAGGUCAAUCCUAUUGUUUAUUUCACUAAAAUUAUUACCCAUCUUCUGUCACCAGAUUGAAUCCCAAGUGACUUUUGGCUAUCUUCAAGUCAAAAUUACUCUUUGAGAAUUAAAAAUUUCCCACCAUUGAUUAAUCUUUUUUUCAAAAACCUAUAAUCUGAGCCAAGCCCAAGGAGGGACCAUGUUUCAAGAAUUCAUCUGUGCGACAGUUUAAGCAUAUACAUAUAUACAUUCUUACAUGAGGGUAAAGAAA
This is a messenger RNA of Castor canadensis (American beaver), 4240 nucleotides long. The record is from RefSeq and is a predicted model, not a curated record. Lineage: Eukaryota; Metazoa; Chordata; Mammalia; Rodentia; Castoridae.